Cynocephalus volans (Philippine flying lemur) is the source of this 2742-nucleotide messenger RNA. It is a transcript of the gene CAVIN2, whose product is annotated as caveolae associated protein 2. Bases 272 to 1549 code for a protein of 425 amino acids. Gene Ontology annotation, molecular function: protein kinase C binding. NCBI's taxonomy places the organism in Eukaryota, Metazoa, Chordata, Mammalia, Dermoptera, Cynocephalidae. Gene Ontology annotation, cellular component: cytoplasm; caveola. The record is from RefSeq and is a predicted model, not a curated record. The transcript is spliced from 2 exons.
AGGAAGUGUGUGCAUGCUCCUGAACCCUGAGUGGUUCUGGUUUCUGUAAUCUUCGCCUCCCAUUGGGUGGAGUAGGGCCUUUAAGAGCAGCUGGAAUGCAGCUCCCCUGAUCAGCGCAGCCAGUUGUUGCCCGUCUGAACCUCUGCCAGUCCUGGGGAGCAGUGCUCUGAGCUCAAACCAGCGGGCCUCAUUCUGCAUCCUUUACCACCCCCCUUCUCGCCGGAGCAACAAGCAGCUCCCAGCGGGAAAGAAAUUUCCCACCUGUCCAGCCAUGGGAGAGGACGCUGCACAAGCCGAAAAAUUCCAGCACCCGGGUUUUGACAUGGAGCAGGAGAAACCACCGAGCCCCAGUCCGAUGCCCUCCUCCACGCCGAGCCCCAGCCUGAACCUGGGGCACACGGAGGAGGCCAUCCGGGACAACUCGCAGGUGAACGCCGUCACGGUGCUCACGCUCCUGGACAAGCUGGUGAACAUGCUGGACGCGGUGCAGGAGAAUCAGCACAAGAUGGAGCAGCGGCAGAUCAGCCUGGAGGGCUCCGUGAAGGGCAUCCAGAACGACCUCACCAAGCUUUCCAAGUACCAGGCCUCCACCAGCAACACGGUGAGCAAGCUGCUGGAGAAGUCCCGCAAGGUCAGCGCCCACACGCGCGCGGUCAAGGAGCGCAUGGAGAGGCAGUGCGCGCAGGUGAAGCGGCUGGAGAACAACCACGCCCAGCUCCUUAGACGCAACCAUUUCAAAGUGCUCAUCUUUCAGGAAGAAAAUGAGAUCCCUGCCAGUGUGUUUGCGAAGGAGCCAGUUUCUAGCCCGGCGGAAGGGAAGGAGGAGCUUGCUGGUGAGGACAAGUCCCUGGAGGAAACCCUGCACACGGUGGCCCUCUCGUCAGAUGAUGAAUUGCCCCACGGUGAGGAGGCCUUGGAAGACAGUGCAGAGGAAAAGACGGAGGAAAGCAGGGCAGAGAAGAUAAAAAGAUCCAGCCUCAGGAAAGUGGAUAGCCUCAAGAAAGCCUUUUCUCGCCAGAACAUUGAGAAAAAGAUGAACAAGCUGGGCACAAAGAUCGUAUCUGUAGAGAGGAGAGAGAAGAUUAAGAAAUCUCUCACGCCAAAUCACCAGAAAAUAUCCUCAGGGAAAGGCUCCGCCUUCAAGGUUUCUCCCCUCACUUUUGGUCGGAAGAAAGUCCGAGAGGGAGAGAGCCCUGCAGAGAAUGAGACCAAGUGGGAAGACAUGCCUAGCAGUGAGCAGAUGCCCACCGACCAGGAGGAGGGCUCGCUCGCAGAGGGCCUUUCCGAGGCGUCCCUCCCCGGAGCCCUGGGGGACGGCGAGAGGGCAGAGGAGGCUGCUGAGAAGUUGGCCUUGAGGGGAAGUAACUCGGGGAUGGACAGCAACAUCGACCUGACUAUUAUGGAAGAUGAAGAAGACGAGUCAGUGGCUCUGGAACAGGCGCAGAAGGUGCGCUACGAAGGUGGCUACGUGCUAAAGUCCGAGGAGACAGAGCGGUCGGAUGAGGAGCCCGCGCAGCCGGCUGUGCUGCGAGUGCACCAGACCGCCUGAGUGCACAGCCCCCUGAGUGCACAGCGCCCUGAGUGCACCAGACCGCCUGAGUGCACAGCGCCCUGAGUGCACCAGACCGCCUGAGUGCACAGCCCCCUGAGUGCACAGCGCCCUGAGUGCACCAGACCGCCUGAGCUCACCAGACCGCCUGAGCGCACCAGACCGCCUGAGUGCCCAGCCCCCUGAGUGCACAGCGCCCUGAGUGCACAGCGUCCUGAGUGCACCAGACCGUCUGAGUGCACAGCCCCGAGUGCACAGCGCCCUGAGUGCACCAGACCGCCUGAGUGCACAGCCCCGAGUGCACAGCCCCGAGUGCACCAGACCGCCUGAGCGCACCAGACCGCCUGAGUGCCCAGCCCCCUGAGUGCACCAGACCGCCUGAGUGCCCCAGACCGCCUGAGUGCACAGCCCCCUAAGCCCAGCCCGCGCUGCAAGUCAAGGGGACACCAGGGCCACCACGGCCGCAGCACUACCCGCUCACGACCGUGCCACUGUGCAGGCGGUGGUAACUUACCACAUAGUAGCAGCAUAAGCGAGACCAAGGUUUACUAUGAAAGUGACCUGUCAGAGGUCCACAUUUUAUUUGCUCUUAGGUUCUGGUUCUGUAGAAUUUCUCCAAAAUUGCCAGGAAGAAGACGUGGAGCAGUUAAAAAACACUGAUCCAUUUGGCUUAGUCAGAAAAACCAGAGGCUUCUUAAGAUACUUGCCAUGAAAUGUGAUUCAUUUUUUGUCAUUCCCUAUGCUUGCUGAAUAGUGUACCAGUAAUAUGUUGAAUUCCCAUAGCCGUCUGUGAAUCUAAUUAUUACUCGUUAAGUGUAUGAUAUACAAUAUACAUAAAUAUGUAAGCUAAAGACAUAACUAAAUAUUUUAAGAAAACAUUUGCAAGAAGCAGAAGAGAAUGUUCAGUUGAUUAUUCACUUAGAAACCACUGUUUUAUUGCAAACAAAGGAAAAAUUGAAAGACUGUAAUAGUCAGCUAAGAAAGGAAGAUAUGUAGUAAAGUCAGAACUAUAAGAAAAGAAAACUAAGAAGGAAAACUUGGAAAAUAAGAGAAACAGAAAACAAAGAAUGUCAAAGAGAAUGAAGAUAGAGAAAAAAGUAUGUGCUUAAAAGUAAAAUAUUUACAAUAUUAGCUUAACUAUUUCACUCCUUAAAUAACAAUACUAAAGAAGUUCAUAUGUCCUGGAAUAAUAU